UCUAAGGCCCGGCAGCCGCUCGGCAGCGCCCUCUCAUCUCUUUGCCGCGGGCCAGGGGCGCGGCGUUUCCGUUGGGAAGCCGUUUGGAAUUUGGCCCCCGACGCGGACGCCUCAUGGAACCAGAAAGGGAAAGGACCGGGAGGAACCUCAAGAAGGGCAGGAAGAGGAGGCGGGCCCCGAACAAGCUGGUCGGGGCGGCUGAGGCGUUGAGAGCCCGUUGGGAUCUUGAAGAGAGGCAGCCCGAGGCCAAGAAAGCCCGCUUAUCUACCAUUUUAUUUGCUGAAAACUGUGAAGUAACCCAUGGCCAGCUAUGUGAAUUGCUAAAAUAUGCAGUUCUGGGCAAAUCCAGCGUUCCUAAACCCAGCUGGUGCCAGCUUUUUCACCAGAACCACCUGAACAAUGUGGUGGUUUUUGUUCUGCAGGGAAUGAGUCAGCUACACUUUUACAGGUUCUAUUUGGAGUUUGGAUUUCUUCGAAAGGUGUUCAGACAUAAAUUCCGAUUGCCUCCUCCCUCAUCUAAUUUUCUAGCUGAUAUCAUUGGGCUGCAAAAGAAACAAACAACUGGAGAUCUGCCCAAGGUGAUGGAAGGCUCUUUACCUUCUGCCAGUUCAAAAGCCACCAUCAACUUGCAGAAUGAUCCCAUCAUUCAAAAGUAUGGCUGUAAGAAAGUGGGCUUGACUAGAUGUCUUCUGACAAAGGAGGAAAUGAAGACAUUUCACUUUCCCUUACAAGGUUUUCCUGACUGUGAAAAUUUUGUACCUACCAAAUGUAAUGGUAUUAUAACAGACAACAGUCCUCUCUUUGGACUUGAUUGUGAAAUGUGCCUCACAUCCAAGGGGAGAGAAUUAACACGAAUCUCACUAGUUACUGAAGGAGGUUGCUGUAUUAUGGAUGAACUGGUUAAACCUGACAACAAGAUUUUGGACUACCUCACUAGCUUUUCAGGAAUCACGAAGAAGAUUCUUAACCCAGUGACAACCAAACUUAAAGAUGUACAGAGGCAGUUAAAAGCAUUGCUUCCUCCUGAUGCUGUGUUAGUGGGCCACUCCUUAGACUUGGAUCUCAGAGCCUUGAAAAUGAUACAUCCAUAUGUUAUUGAUACAUCAUUGCUUUAUCUCAGAGAACAGGGCAGAAGAUUUAAGCUAAAGUUCUUAGCCAAAGCUAUUUUGGGGAAGAAUAUACAGUGUCCAGAUAGGCUUGGGCAUGAUGCUACAGAAGAUGCUAGAACGACCCUUGAAUUGGCUCGAUAUUUCCUUAAGUAUGGCCCAAAAAAGAUUGCAGAAUUAAAUCUGGAGAGACUAGCUAGUCACCAAGAAAUGCAAGCAGCAGGCCAAGAGCCAAAAAAUGCAACAGAAAUAGUUCAGCGCUCAAAUACAAGUGUUUUAGAAUGCUUGGAUUCAAUGGGCCAGAAGCUCCUUUUCUUGGCCCGGGAGACAGAAGCUGGUGAACUUUCUUCUUCCAAAAACUGUCGAACUAUUAGGUGCCUUUCAAAUAAAGAGGUUCUUGAGCAGGCUAGAGUGGAAAUCCCCUUGUUUCCCUUCAGCAUUGUCCAGUUCUCUUUUGAGCCCUUUUCACCCAUUCUCACUGAGGAGAUGAACAAGAGGCCUCAUCUCUGUAUACAGUAUGAAGUCCUGGAAGCUGCUCAGCUGGCCAUAGAAUCCUUGGAUGGCAUUCUGGUAGAAAGUACCUGCAUCAAGGUGCAGAGGCCUGUGACAGAGCUCACCCUUGACUGUGACAUCCUUGUGAAUGAGCUAGAACGAGACUCUGAAAAUCGAGGUACUAUUUACCUGUCUGGAGUGAACGAAACCUUCAAAGAACACCUGUUGCAGCAGUCUAACCUUUUCCUUGGCCUGGAAGCUGUGAUUUUGCCUAAAGAUCUUAAAAGUGGAAAGCAGAAAAAAUACUGUUUCCUGAAAUUCAAAACUUUUGGCAGUGCCCAGAGGGCCCUUAACAUUCUUACGGGCAAGGACUGGAAGCUAAAAGGCAGGCAUGCCCUAACUCCCAGGCACCUCCAUGCAUGGCUCAGAGGCUUACCACCUGAAUCAAGAAGGCCUCCAGGGGUUCGUGUCAUACCUCCUCCAUCAGAGCAGCAGGCCUUGCAGACUCUGAAAGUAGACCAUCCAAAGAUAGCAGCGUGGCGCUGGGGCCGGAAGAUUGGAAAGCUUUACCACAAACUAUGCCCAGGAACCCUCUGCCUUAUCCUGCUGCCAGGAACUAAGAGCACUCAUGGUUCACUUUCUGGCCUAGGACUGAUGGGAAUAAAAGAUGAAGAAGAAAGCACCACCUCAACCUUGUGUUCAUGA
This is a messenger RNA of Otolemur garnettii (small-eared galago), 2303 nucleotides long. RefSeq names its product RNA exonuclease 5 (gene REXO5). The transcript is spliced from 19 exons. Gene Ontology annotation, cellular component: nucleus. NCBI's taxonomy places the organism in Eukaryota, Metazoa, Chordata, Mammalia, Primates, Galagidae. Gene Ontology annotation, molecular function: exonuclease activity; RNA binding. The record is from RefSeq and is a predicted model, not a curated record. Bases 114 to 2303 code for a protein of 729 amino acids.